Suillus subalutaceus is the source of this 483-nucleotide messenger RNA. Its product is annotated as FK506-binding protein 1. The record is from RefSeq and is a predicted model, not a curated record. Gene Ontology annotation, molecular function: peptidyl-prolyl cis-trans isomerase activity. The transcript has 6 exons. Bases 27 to 353 code for a protein of 108 amino acids. Lineage: Eukaryota; Fungi; Basidiomycota; Agaricomycetes; Boletales; Suillaceae.
GCACCUGGUACGUGUCACCGUGUACAAUGGGUGUCAACAUUGAGACAAUUAUUCCUGGUGACGGUAAAACGUUCCCCAAACGGGGUGACACGGUCACAAUUCACUACGUUGGCACACUAGAAAAUGGCACCGUCUUUGAUUCGAGCAGAGAUCGUAAAGACCCUUUCGUGACACAAAUAGGCGUCGGUAAGGUGAUCAAGGGAUGGGAUGAAGGCGUGCCGCAACUAUCGCUCGGCCAGAAGGCCAACUUGAUAGCCAGCUCUGAUUAUGCCUAUGGAGCACGCGGAUUUCCGCCCGUCAUUCCACCGCACUCGACCUUGAAAUUUGAGGUUGAAUUGUUGAAGAUCAAUUAAUGACUUUUAAAUGACGCGGCGUGUACGAGCUUACUUUCGGCAUUUGUGACUGCCUUUCUGUACCAUUCAAUUGUAUGUUCAUGCAUUUUGGACUGUUUCGUGAUUUCGCAAUGGAAAUAUUUGUCAGAUC